CAGCUUAAGGAACUGUAUUAAAGGGUCGCGGAAUUAGAAAGAUUGAGAACCACUGAUGUAGGAGGUAAGGUAGGCCUACUUUGAGGGUUUUUAAAACCCAUUAGAUAAUUUGAUUGAAUUCUCUGCCCAUGUCAGCUAAGCAGCUGUUUUUAAUGCUUGUUGGCUUCAGGAGCAUGUUAUUCAAUCAGAGGCAGGUUAAGUGGAAGCUGGUGAAAACAGGGCAGGUACCACUUCGUCCCAGCAUUUUUUUUUUUCCAUUGAAAUUUCAAAUUCUGAAUGGCUUUAUGAAUUUCUUUGAAAUUUUUGCGAUUAUUUCAUAAUAAAGACAAUCCAGGGUUGAAAAAAAAUAGCGUUUGUUCACACUGGGCUUUAAGUCUGUUGGAUGUUUUGUCGUUCUUUAGGUUGAUUUUAUUGGCAGUUGAUUUACUUUUUCAGAUAAGGCUCAGUUUUCUUAGGGCUGUUGAAGUGCAAGGACAUCCAAGUAUAAACUAGGAUUUGCAGGGUAGAAUUGAAAGACAACUGUUUCUUAAUCUUGAAUGAUUCCAGGAGAAAAUUAGACGAGUCCUAUUCCCCUGAAGAUUAAAAGAGAUGGACAAGAAGUUUGGUAGCGUUAGAUAGCAAAGAAGGGAAUAUAUUGAUUGCAUCAUGGGUAAGCAAGGCUUUUAAAUGUUUGAUGGUGUCUCUUGAAAAGACGUCCUGUUGCGUUGCUUUAGCAACCAAUUGAAAGAAAAAUCACAUUUUCCUCAAAUUGGUACAAGGGAAUUGGGAUAUAUUUAGGAUGCCACUGAAUUAUUUUGCUUAUAUUAAUUCCUGAGACAAGCAGGGGAGGGGGAGGCAUUUUGACCGUAACACUUUCCUCAUAUUAGAGAGAGACUUUACCAUUCUAAGAACAAAUUUGAGGAUUUAGUAUGAUUUUGGUGUAUAGCCUAGUAAAAUUAAAGGUUUGUAUUAUAGUGGUUCACUAACAAAACUAUACAUAGACAAUGUCUAACAAGAGUUGUAAUUGUUCAUAGUUUCUAUUUCUUCUGCUGCUCUUGGAUAGUAAUAAAAGAUUUUAUGCCAGAGGAUCUACUUUGUAGAAGCAACCCAUGGCUUCUAAUGCAAGCCAUUGGCCAUAGAUUUGUUUUAUUUUUCAUACUGAAUAUGCUGCUUUGAUAGUUUAUCAUAGGAGAAAAAGCCUAAGUUUCCAUGCCUCCUAGAGUCAUUGUAAGUAGCUACAUGAGAAAGGUUGGUAUUCCACAAAAAAGUAGCACUAUAUUUUCAGUUCUAUUUUCAUCUGAACAAACAGGCUAAGUCUAGAGGAAUUUGUACAACUGUUAAUAGAAAAGUUCUAAAAUUCGUUUAAAGUUGAAUGCUAGCAUCGUGAUAGUUACUUAGAUUAAUAAAUCUUAAUGGACGGAAACCAGAUAACGUACUUAUAUAUCAAUAUAUAUCCGUCACUAAGAAAACAGUUUUAGAUUUAGAUUAACAUAUAGCUAAUGAGUAACAUAUAGAUUUAGAUUAACAUAUAGCUAAUGAGUAUUAGUAAAUAUUAAUUAUGCACACUAGUAUAACACGAGUUCCGAUUUCUUUGCAAAAUGGGAAAGACAAUUUUUCCCCUUGUUACAAAACACUUUUAUCUUAAAAUAGAAUUUGUCUAGGUUUCUCUUGAAAGCAAGUUCUUAAUCACUUUUAAAGAAACCAGGCUCUAAUAUAAGACUUGUGUGGUCACUGAAGGGGGGAGCAUAAGUAGACAUAAAUGCAAAAACAUGCAAAGAAACUGAGUAACGGUGAGAUUAUAUAGUCUAAGGUACGGAUUUUUGGGGUGGUGUAGCAUUUUAAAUGGCAUGGUUGCAAAAAUACACACUCACAAAUCAAGAUUUUGCAGGCAAUCCUUCUCUUCAUUUUUUCAGUAUGCUUGUUUUCCUUCAAAUCCUAUCUGUCUGGUUAAAUCAGAGUGAGCCAAGAUAGUGACCAAAAAAAUUGAGAAGGGGAUCGUAGUUGUUUUCUCGUUUUUAAAGAUCUUGGACCUUAGCCCACGUCCUGUUAUGUGAGUUUAGAUAGGCUUAUACUACUAUUUUAGCCUCGGAUGCUUUGCUUUAGCUGUAUCUUGAUUUCUUAGCAUGAAUUUAGUGAAAGCCUAAGAUCCCCCAAAUCUUUAAAUUAUAAAUCAGUCGAAACAUAAUUUAGGUGGGUGAAAUUACAAUUUAGGAGCUAGGAUGAAAUAUGAAAGGGGAGGAGGAGGGUGAGAAAUAUGGUAAAAACAUUCAGAGAAAUUCGGUAAAUUCUCUUAGAAUCUAGACUUUUGAGCAAUUUUUUACAUUAUAAAAUUGUUUUUUAAUAAACUAGUUACUUGCACUUACCUGCUGGCUUUUCCAUUUGGUAGAUAACAUUCUGAACUCCCCCAGCAGAGUUUUGUAAUCCCCACGUGCUUAAACAUACUAAAUGUUCUUUUUCCAUUAAGGUUAAUGUUCGGGAAGAAAUUGAAGAGUUUUUUCCAAGAAUGUGGAAGAUUAAUCAAGAUAAAAGAAGGCUAAUGAAAAAUAUUAAAGAUCAGAAAAUUAAAAUUGAAUGGGGGAAAAAUUUGAACAGAAGAUUGGUCAGAUAGAAGCCCUUGAAUAUUUUUAAGGCUAUUUUGAAUUGUUUGAAUUGGGGAAGAAUACGCGAAGUAUGAAAAAUGAAAAACUCAAUGAAGAAUGAAGAGAAGUAGAAAGCAAGAGUGAAGUAGAAUUAAAAGAAUCUGGAAGAAUGAAUGGGUCCUAGGUUAAGUAAAUGUAUGGUUUAUGUUCCAGUGUCUGUAUGAUCAAGUUGUAGAUGAAUUUUGCAUGAUUACUUAGUUAAUAGAGAUUUGAUGAUCUGGUUCAAGUAGGGAAUUGUUGAGGACAGUUAGCAGUAUUAACAGUGGGUUAUUAAUGAGCUGAAAUUUUUUCUGGAGGGUGAUGCCUAACCAUUUGUUUUUCAGGAGCAAUCAAUAUAAAAUAAUUAUGGUACUUUAAAAUGUUAGGUGUUAGGCAUCUAUGUGACCAGUGCCAUUUGUAAUACUGUCUUCUUUGUUAGGAGUCUCGCUCUCAGUCAAAAUCUCCGACGGGAACUCCUGCUCGUGUAAAAUCGGAGAGCAGGUCAGGCUCUCGUAGUCCAUCACGGGUUUCCAAACACUCCGAAUCUCAUUCUCGAUCACGAUCUAAAUCUAGGAGACGAUCUCGAAGUAGAUCAUACACACCAGACUACCGACGCCGACGGAGCCGAAGUCGAAGUCACUCACCAAUGUCUAACCGGAGAAGACACACAGGCAGCAGAGUAUGUGAUGCAAAUCCGGAUCCUAACACUUGUCUUGGAGUAUUUGGCCUCAGUUUGUACACAACAGAGAGAGAUCUUCGUGAAGUAUUCUCUCGAUAUGGACCAUUGAGUGGUGUUAAUGUGGUUUACGAUCAGCGAACUGGACGGUCCCGAGGAUUUGCUUUUGUUUAUUUUGAAAGAAUAGAUGACUCAAAGGAGGCUAUGGAAAGGGCAAAUGGAAUGGAGCUAGACGGCAGAAGAAUUCGUGUGGAUUAUUCUAUCACCAAGAGAGCACACACACCUACACCAGGCAUCUACAUGGGCAGACCAACUCACAGUGGUGGCGGCGGUGGCGGUGGUGGAGGAGGAGGUGGCGGUGGUGGCGGCGGUGGUGGCAGACGUCGAGAUUCCUACUAUGAUAGAGGAUAUGAUCGUGGGUAUGACAGAUACGAAGACUAUGAUUAUCGGUACAGAAGAAGGUCACCUUCUCCUUACUACAGUCGAUACCGAUCACGAUCCAGGUCUCGUUCUUACAGCCCGAGACGCUAUUGAUAAAUUGAAUGGUUGCAGUUGAAGACUUUUUUAAGCACCCUUUUGCAAACAUCUUUGGUUUACGUAAUAUCUACAUUUUGUCGGUUGUAUUGCUGUUUUUCCACUCGGCACUAUACUCUUAAAAGGUGGAAUUGUUACUGCUUAGUUAAACAUCUUGAGUUAAAAAGGAACCCUGGUGUUAAAGUUUGGUAAAUUAUUUUUCUUUCUUUAUAGAAAAUUGUAGCUAAUCAGAUGGGAUAGAAAUUGACCUUUUAAAAAUUUGUGUUAGGCAUUGUGUAUUAAGAGACUUGUAUGUUUAUGAUACUUUUUUUAAUUGUUUAUUUUGGGUAGAAUGGUAACAAAGUAACUCAGUCAUGUCAGGGUUGUCUGGGGUGGCACGAACCUGCCAAAUAGUUGAGGGUGGACAAUUUGAAGCUAUAGAAGAAAAUCCUUAUGUGGUUGUUUCUUUUAAAGAAUGGAAUUUUGAACCCUGAAAAUUAAGUUUUUGUUAAAGAUGAAAAACAUGUAGGCUCCAUAACAUGUAUUUGAAAUACAUGUAUUAUCUGUUAAACCUUGCCAACUUACAAUGUGAUGUGUGUGUGUUAAACUUAUUGAGGUUUAAAUAUGCCCUAAUCAUUGAAGGACAACCCUUAUUUAUUUAGAGCAAUUGUAUAUUUUGCUGUUAGAAAUUUUGGUAUUGGAGCAAUGGUUAUUGUAUAGUCUUUAGGAGAUAUGUGUGGGGGGGAAAGUCUUUAAAUAAAACUUAAUUUCUUUCAA
Molecule: messenger RNA, 4563 nt
Organism: Echinops telfairi (small Madagascar hedgehog)
Lineage: Eukaryota; Metazoa; Chordata; Mammalia; Afrosoricida; Tenrecidae
Gene: TRA2A
Product: transformer 2 alpha homolog
Exons: 7
Coding region: 3244-3807 (187 amino acids)
Biological process (GO): positive regulation of mRNA splicing, via spliceosome
Cellular component (GO): spliceosomal complex
Molecular function (GO): RNA binding
Source: RefSeq, a predicted model, not a curated record